Messenger RNA from Ceratosolen solmsi marchali, 1270 nucleotides. RefSeq names its product methyltransferase-like protein 7A. The transcript is spliced from 7 exons. Gene Ontology annotation, molecular function: S-adenosylmethionine-dependent methyltransferase activity. NCBI's taxonomy places the organism in Eukaryota, Metazoa, Arthropoda, Insecta, Hymenoptera, Agaonidae. Bases 428 to 1225 code for a protein of 265 amino acids. The record is from RefSeq and is a predicted model, not a curated record.
AUAGAAUCAAAUCGAGACUUAUGAAAGUAUUUCUUAGAUUUUUGUAUUUCUAAUCUUCUAAAAAAAGUCCAAUAGGAAAUGACUCUACCUUCUAAUUCUUAGUUUUGAGGAUUUUAUACUUGAAUAAUUCGAUAUGAUCUUAAUCGAUCCAGCAAAAUAUUGAUCGCAUUCGCAGAAACCUUGCAAGAUUCAAACCGAGAUUUUUGGAAAAGAUAGCUCUAAGAAAGAUAAUCUAAUAAAAGGAUCAACAAAUUGUAUUGUAAAGAAAGAGAGUUAAUCUUUGGGAUUGAAGAAGAAAAGUGGAUGGGAUACGAAAGGUUUAUAUAUGCUCUUAAAUAUCAACUAGUAUAACUCAUGGAUUUUCCAUUUGCUUCACGAUAUUCUGGCAGAAAAUGAAGAGGAUAAUAAAAAGGCGACUGGUGUGAAAAUGAGUGGAAGCGAUUUAUGGAUACGUGAUCUCAUUACUAAAUAUGGUCUAAUCACAAUUAUUAUUAUCAUUUUUUCGGGCCUUAUAUCAUGGAAAUGGUCACGUUUUCGUCAACAUUACUUCGAAACUUUUUUACUUGGUUUUGAAUCCGAAUGUGCAGAAUUGACUAGAACUUAUAAAAAACGUUUAUUUGCACCGCUAGAAAAAUUUGUCUCACAUGAUGAAACUCUUCGCUGCUUAGGACGAAUAAGGAUACUGGAAAUUGGAGUGAAAACGGGUAAUAAUCUACAAUAUUAUCCAGAUGGGACCUGUUUUAUUGCCGUUGACUGGAAUCGAAAAUUAGAAGAGUAUUUAAUUAAUGGAGACCGCUCAUGGCAAUUUACUCAUAUUAUUUUUGAACGUUUUAUUAUAGGUGAUGGAAGCUCUCUGAAAGAAAUUCCAACAGGAUCUGUAGAUGCUGUCGUAACGACGCGAUCACUAUGUUCAACAAAAUCAGUGAGCAAAACAGUUAGUGAAAUUCAUCGUGUACUUGCACCUGAAGGAAAAUACUUAUUUUUGGAACAUUUGCCUGAUAAGCAAGGCUCAUUUAUCGGUUGGAUACAAAUUAUACUUACGAAAACAAAAAUAUGGCCAAUAUUUUUCGGUGGUUGUCAAUUAAAUUCUGAUCCAACAAAAUAUAUUACAAAAUAUGGAUUUAAAGACAUGAAAUGGGAGAAUAUUACAUUACAAGGAUAUGUAUCUCAACCACAUCAUCUUCUCCUUACAAGGCAUCAUAUCAUUGGAUCUGCUACUCGUUAAAGAUAAUGAAAUAAUUAUGUAAAAUAUAUAAUUAAUUUAUAGUUG